AUGAUAUGGGUGGCUAUGCAGAAAAGAUUCAAGUAUCAUACUAAAUGUAAGGCCAUGCAGCUUAACCAUUUGUGCUUCGCUGAUGAUAUGUUAGUAUUUAGUAAAGUGGAAUACCAAGAUGUAAUGCUGAUGCUGAGAGGAUUGGAAGCAUUCUCAGAAGCCUCUGGACUAAAAACUAAUGCUGCAAAGUCGAAUAUAUUCUCUACAAACACGGAGAAACAAACACUGGGGGACCUAUGUGAGGUCACUGGCUAUACAAAAGUCAAACUACCUUUCAGGUACUUAGGUGUACCUGUAUCAGCAAAAAGACUAUCAUCAGGGGACUGUGAGAUAUUGGUGGAUAAAAUGACAUGGAGAUUACGGACAUGGAGAUCAAGGAAUCUAUCAUAUGAUGGGAGAGUGAUAUUAGUAAAUUCAGUCUUGGUACAUAUGCAUGUAUACUGGGCAUCAAUCUUCUUGUUACCAAAAAGAGUCAUGAAAGAAAUCAUAGCAAUUUGUAGAAACUUCAUAUGGAGUGGACAAGUGAAUUCAAAUCAAGCACCUUUAAUAGCGUUGGAGAGAAUAUGUGCAACAAAAAGAGAAGGGGGAUUGGGGAUACAAGACCGUCUGAAAUGGAAUGAGGCAGCGAUAACAAAGUAUGUAUGGAAUGUGGCUGAAAAGGCUGAUAACCUGUGGGUAAAAUGGGUUAAUCAUAUAUAUAUAUAUAUAAAAAUGAAGAGUGGUGGCAAUGUAAACCAAGUCAAGACACCUGCAGGUAUUGGAAGAAAAUAUGCAGUAUUAAAGACAAAUUCAAGGCAGACAUGGUUGGAAAUGGGGGCUACAGGCAACAGGGAAAUACACUAUCAGAAGUGGGUACAACUGGAGAAGUGGGAAUGGGACAACAUGGCCUUAGUGGAGAGGGCUAUGGAACAAGCUAAAUAUACCGAAACAUAG
Messenger RNA from Solanum dulcamara, 933 nucleotides. RefSeq lists its product as uncharacterized. The transcript has a single exon. The coding region runs from base 1 to 933 and encodes 310 amino acids. The record is from RefSeq and is a predicted model, not a curated record. Lineage: Eukaryota; Viridiplantae; Streptophyta; Magnoliopsida; Solanales; Solanaceae.